UGUGUAAACACGACUUGUAGUUGGUGGUUGCUGCGUUGUUGGUUGUGGAGAGAUGUAAUGGCGGUGCCUGCUGGCGUAAAACUAGAUGAAGGCACUGGUUAUUUCGUCGGAAACUGUUUUCCUGUUAGGACAAUAUUAAAGGGAGUGGAUGAAGCUUCUGGUGCUUGGUAUGUCGCUCACAAAGCAGACCAGCGGCGAACAUUUCAGGCCUUGCUCUGCCCGCAGCCUAAAACAUAUGAACAGAUAAAGAAAGAACGAAAAGAAAAAGAAUUAAAGGAAAAACGGAAGGGAAGCCCUCAAACUGUAUCAGAAGAUGGUGUUACCGAUGGUCUCCUUGAUGGUUUUUUCUUGAUGAAGCAUUGUGCGGUUGAAGAUCCAUCCGACCUCUGUUCAGUCAAUGUAGCAGGUCAAAGUUUAACCGAAGUUAAAGCUGCUGAUUUUUCUCUGUUUGAUAAUGUUGCUUAUGUCAAUGCUGGAGAAAAUCUUCUCUCAUUAGAAUCAUUUAAUCAAUUCCCUAUUUUGAGAGAGUUGGAGCUGCCACUGAAUGCUAUAAGAAAUAUUAAGGUUCAAUUUGAAGACUUCCCGUAUCUAGAGGUGCUUGAUGUUUCGUAUAACAAUUUGUCAUCAGACGAUGUCCUUAAACUCGGUGUGCUUCCUAAGCUUAAGGUGCUCUACCUCACAGGCAACCAGAUUCGAAGUCUUCCAGUGGAGAUGGCACAUCCCUACUCUGUUGAAGUUGAGAAUAGUCAGCCAGCACUGCUUCCUAGAUUUGGUAAUCUUGAAAUUCUCUUUUUAGAUGACAAUAAUCUCACCGAUAUUACAACAUUUGCAAGUUUAGCUGGUCUUAAAAAAUUGAAACGUUUAAAUUUAGACAAAAAUGAUAUAUAUUCCAUACCACAUUUACGAGCCUCGAGUAAAACAGGUUUUGAUAGUGAGGUGUCAUCACAAGCAUCCACUCCGAAAUCAGGUAAAAGACGACCGAGAAGUGGACGACUGUCAAGCAGAGGGGGAAGUAACACUCCUACAAAAUCCAAAAACAUAGAUGAUGAUCAAGAUGACCAAGCUGAUGACAUUGCUCUGAAAAUCCAGCUGCCUAAGAGCCCACCCCCUGAUUUUCCCCCACCUUUUCCUGAACUAGAAUAUCUUAGCUUAGCAUUCAAUAAAAUUUCUGAGGAAGAAGGAUUAUUAGCAGUAGCGGCUUGGCCCCUACUAUCAGAACUGAUCAUAAGCGAUAACCCUCUCACUACCCAUCGAAGUGGAGACCCACCUUUAUUGAAGCGUUACCUUUCCGAUCGUCUUGGUAUUCAGAUGGUAAGGAAGAAGACUACGCAGCCCAGUAAACCUACUGUUAAGGUACCGAUCAAAUCACACAGAAAGGUGACUGAAGUUGCCCGACCCUUGCCAAAGAGACCAGUAGAGUUCAUGCUAGAAGCUCCCAAACCUCAACCAGCUCUUCCAGAACCCAGACCACCCAGCAGACAGGGAUCUCCAUUUGAUAGCAAACCACUUCCACCAAUCUCCGACAAAUCCGCUGCCAAACCAAAGACCAAACCAGCUCAGGCAACAGAAUGUGAGGAGAUUUUCGAUGAUAAGGCUGAUCAAACUAGGUCAUGGACUGAAGAAACUUUCGGCAGACAAAAAGAUGUUGAAGAUGAUUUGAAAAAUGAUGUAUCUUCAGAUAAUCCGGUCUUCUUAACACAGGUUGAUGAUCAAGAAGAGGAAAAACAGACAGAAAAAGUAGCAAUAAAACAAACAAGCGAGAAAAAUAAAACAAAGAAGAAAAAAAGAAUAGACAGUGCUGCCAAGUCUUUAGAUGUUCCCAACAAGUUUAAAGGGUUUGAGUCGUUGCUGGAUGCCGAGGAUGAUCCCGACGUACAUGUGAUGCUGGAUGUCCAGAGCAACCUGAGAUCACUAAGACUGGCUCUUAAGCAGGAGACCCAUUACCAGAAUACAGUCAACCUUGAUAAAAUCCAGAAGCCCUUUGAACCCUAUAAAAAAAGUCAACCCCCAACAAAGCCGCCUCAUAAAAACCGGGCUCAGAAGGUUGAAACUAUUUUGGAGGAUAUGAAGGAACGAAUACUACUAACAGAAGAAAACUUGCAGCAUGUAUUAGAUGACAAGAAAAAGAUGCAUCGGGAAUACCCAGAGGUUGUUCAGUUACUCAAUGAGAUUCAAUCAAAAUAUAGUGCAGUGCGUGCCCAGUCAAUGAAGGAUACUAAGGAACGACAGCGAGGAGUUCAGGAAAGUUUACAAGCUAUUGAAGGAAUUGGUAACAAAAUGAAGGAAUACAGCUUAUAGAAGAGAACAUGUCAAAAAAUAAUACAUAAUCAAUGUUGAUUGAUUGAUUUAUUGGUUAAUCAAUUUAGUGAUUAAAUAAUUGAUGAUUGAUUAAUUGGUUCAUUCUAAAUGAAUGAUUGAUUAUUGGUUGAUCAAUCUUGAUUCAGUAUAUUUUGUUUUAUUGGUUUAUCAAUUAAAUAUAUAAUUGAAUGAUUUAUUUGAAUACAGUAAUUGAUUCAUUAAUGAUUGAUUGAUAAAUUUAGUAAUUUAUCUCUUCAUUACAGUUGAAAUAAGUUUGAAUUAAAUCCAUACAGAAGAUUACUUCUGAAUUGAAUUAUUUAUUGCUCAAGUAAGGAUUAAAAUAUGAAUAAUAAUGAGCAGUGGUAUUUUUGAAGGAGGAUAAUGUUGGUGCAAUUAAGUGUGUGUAUCAUAUGUACGUUGUUAAAAUAAUCUACUGUACUUUAAUUUUGUUCUUAACUUGUAAAUUUUGUACAUAAAAUUAUAUGUAAGCAAUUAUUUGCUAAUAACUAUUA
Anneissia japonica is the source of this 2810-nucleotide messenger RNA. Its product is annotated as X-ray radiation resistance-associated protein 1-like. Gene Ontology annotation, molecular function: protein binding. Bases 58 to 2298 code for a protein of 746 amino acids. NCBI's taxonomy places the organism in Eukaryota, Metazoa, Echinodermata, Crinoidea, Comatulida, Comatulidae. The record is from RefSeq and is a predicted model, not a curated record. The transcript is spliced from 12 exons. Gene Ontology annotation, cellular component: nucleus.